AUGAAGGGCAGCGUCAGAAUAAGAUUGGCCAGAUUUGGCAGAAAAAGACAACCUGUCUACAACGUGGUGGUGGCGAAAGCAAGAUCUGCAAGAGAUUCACAACCGAUUGAAGUCAUAGGCACCUACAACCCCAUUGCUCCCCCUCUAUCUCCAGAACAAAAGCUUCAAGGACUGGUUCCGACAAAAGACAUACAACUCGACUUUCAAAAAUCCAAGUAUUGGCUUUCCGUUGGUGCCCAGCCAACGCCCACCAUUAUCAGGCUUUUUAAAAAAGCUGGAAUAUUACCAAGUGAAUGGCCUAGCACCCGAGUCGGCCCAAUUGUGCCAGAAAGAGAAGUCAUACAGGAAAAAAAAGAUUUGUAA
This is a messenger RNA of Komagataella phaffii GS115, 363 nucleotides long. RefSeq names its product mitochondrial 37S ribosomal protein MRPS16. Gene Ontology annotation, biological process: mitochondrial translation. The record is from RefSeq and is a predicted model, not a curated record. NCBI's taxonomy places the organism in Eukaryota, Fungi, Ascomycota, Pichiomycetes, Pichiales, Pichiaceae. Gene Ontology annotation, cellular component: mitochondrial small ribosomal subunit; ribosome. Bases 1 to 363 code for a protein of 120 amino acids. Gene Ontology annotation, molecular function: structural constituent of ribosome. The transcript has a single exon.